UAGCGCAACUUGCCUUACGCAUUCAGUUGUCGGCGAUCUGACGUUUCAUUUUUAUUUUAAUUUCGUGGUAGCGUUAAUCGUUUUGACGUUUCGUUUUUAUUGUAGUAAUUCUGAAAUGGAAAGGGAGCUAACGGAAUCGAGGAAAGAAAUCUUGAAAAAGAAACGGAGAGAAAGGGAGGGUUUUAAGCAUAGGAUAGUGAUUGGGAAGAAACUAAAGCCGGCGCUAGGAUGUACGUUCUUUAUUCAUCCACGUUCCUUAUUAAAUCCAGGCCUGCACUGGUAUUGAAGAUGUGGAAGAAGCGUUCAUGCACUUGGAAGAUGCAAACUGGGACCUAUCAGAUGCUGUAUAUCGUUUGCUACCAUAGGGCAGCCAAGAACUGCCAUCCAUGCCUCUACUUCUACUCGAUGAUAGUUUUUAGGUGAUAGAAGAAAGGAUUCUAUCACCAGGAUUAGAGGUAAUCGGACCUCCUUCCUCACCACCUAAUUUAGCUCAAUUGUUACAACCAAGUCCGCUUGCCUCUAUGAGCAGAGAAUUUCUACCAAGACGAUCAAGAAUACCUAACUUCUCAAUAGUUUUAAAUGAUACGACAAUCCUGAUUUUGGUUCCUGAGACUGAAGCUGUUGGUAUGAUCAAGACAUUGAUAUGCUCAGAACUUGGAAUACCAGUCUGUAAACAGGACCUAUCAGGUUGGAAACUAGACAGGCAACCCAGGGAUACCACUAUUUUGGAAUCACUCAACCUCCCAAAAGAGAACACCCUGUACUUAUCUGUGAAUACUGAUGAAAGGGAUGCAGCUACUUAAGAGAGUGUUUCGCGGAUGACCCAAACUUAUCGGCUCAGCAUAUUUGACAUUACGCACGAUCAGACCUAUACCAUCAAUUUCCCUGGCACGAAGACGUAAUUAGAAGUCAAACGAGACGUAUCAGAUCUGACCAGCAUUCCCGUACGCAAUCAAUCAUGGAGUGGUUGGCCGCCACUACUUACUGACGAUCUGAUACUAGGAGCCUCUGGAAUCAACUUAGUGCAUGAACUAACCGUCAAAGAGUUGGUUAAAGAGAUUAAUCGACCACCCGAAGUUGUACCUCUACCCGGAGGCAGUAAUAGUGAACCUGUCUUUGAUGAUGGCAGCACAGCCGACGAAUAUGAAGAUGCCACAGAUGUCGUAAUGGAAGACAUGUUUCUCCGUGAACCGACCCCCUCCCGUCUACAACCAUUAAUGCCGGAAGGGUCGUUAGACGAUGCUAUGAGAGAAGCAUGUCACCAACCGGCCCGUGAUGUACGUACACGAACAUUUCACUACUUUCUGACUAUUUUAAUUCUUUGUUUGAUCAUUUUUAAACGGGGAAAGUUACUUGCAGUUUAUUUGCAUCACGACGGUUCCGUUUCAAGUAAUGUUUUUUGCACUCAAGUCCUUUGUUAAAAAACAUAGCUAUCAGCCUAUAACCUAUCGGAUGUAACAGAUAGCAGAAGAGGCUUCUUUUUUACCAUAAAUACAUAAUGGCCGCUGCUACAUUUGGUACCAUUUGAAUAUGUUUGAGUGUUGUUUUCACGUGUUUUUUUUUCUACAGAAAGUUAAUGUUACUGUUUUCUUGCUAUGGCGAGCAAUAGUUUUUUCAGUGAUGAUGAUUUAGAAGAAGACGGCCGGUUCGAUAACCACCAAACUAGUGUCGUGAUUGGCAAAAAUCUAAAAAGAUCAUUCCAACAUCUUAGGGGAAAGAAAAAGAAAUCUGUGCGUUACAUUCCUGGCCCAAAUAAACCUCCCCAUAAUAGGAAAACUAUGGAAUCAAGGAUAGCGUCACUUAAAUAUUUAAUCAACCAAUUAUUUCACGAGGACAAUUGCCACAUUGUAGCCUUUAUUGCCCAAGAAAAUGAAGUUAAGUGGUCACCUGAUUUGAUACUUCCAGAAAAUGUUCCAGCACCCAUUCUCAAAAGAACAAAGGAAGGAAAGAAAAACUUGGGUCCCAUACUGGAGUUCGUUGAAACUCCAGAAGUUGAAGCUGCAAAGAAAUUGUGGAUUGAUAUCUACAAUGAAAAACAGGCUAUUCGUGAAAAAACACCCGAGUGGAUUCAAGCAAAAUAUGAAAGAUUGGAAACAAUCCGGUCAAAAAGAGAGGAAAUUAAAAGGAAACAACUUGAAGCAGCUAACUCCACUGUGACAAACUUGUCGUCCAUCUCUUUUUCAGUGCAAGAAAGUGAAACCCUGCCCAGCAACAUCAUUUCACCGGAUAAUAACUUGAGAUUUUUGGGCGGUGAGAGUAUCAUUGCGGAAGAAACCGCAAACAAUGCCGAACUCUCACAUCAACUUCCAUUACCAAAUGAAAUGGCCUCAUCUUCCAGCAGAGCAACACCUCCAAUUAACUAUGCCAAAAAAAGAAGAAGUCAGGAAAUUGACAAAGUUUUUUCGUGGCGGGGUAAAAUGUAUUUCUGGUGCCCGUUCGCCAAACCAAGCGCUAAGUACGUCAUAGCGGCUUCCUUUCCAAAAGACGCCAGGGUCAUCAAUCUUCCUGAAGAUCCAGCAAACUUAACAAGCUGCUAUGUCGACGAAUGACACGCAAGAUGUGAGACCCACCUGAUUGUGUUCACUUAACUUUAAUUUUGUUCGAUGAAGUUAGGGAAGAUACAGAAAAAAAAAUGCCCACCCUUAUGUAUCCUGCUAAUCCAGCCUGAAAUGUCGUUAUGCCAUUAAUAUCGCCGAUUCGUACUACUCAGUAUUUAUGUUUCAUCAAAAGGAAUAAAUAAAGAAAAACGAAAUGAAUUUUAAAAACA
Molecule: messenger RNA, 2767 nt
Organism: Daphnia magna
Lineage: Eukaryota; Metazoa; Arthropoda; Branchiopoda; Diplostraca; Daphniidae
Exons: 10
Coding region: 1596-2549 (317 amino acids)
Source: RefSeq, a predicted model, not a curated record